CUGUAAAAUCUCCAUUUUGAAUGUUGUUUUUUUUAUGGGAAAGUUAGCGCCUAUUCGCAGCUGUUCACGAAAUCCUAAGUGGACGCAGGAGUUUUAUUUUUCUAAUCACGGGGCGCGUUUCUGGAUUACAGUUUGUUUGUUUUUUGACUGCGCAGUUUUGUUUUGUUUUGUUUUUUUGUGGGGUUUUUUUUUCCUGCGCUGUGUUGAAGUUUGUUGAAACGACUUGACGGACUGGCUGCAGGAGAGAGAAGUGCUCGGUGUUGCUAACGGCUAGCAGCAGCAGGGAGGGAAGAAAAUAACCAGGAAAAAAAAAAACACAAACAAAACCAAACCAUGUCAGAUGAUGCACCAAAACACAACGGGAACUUAAAUAUCGAAUGAAUUACCGCAGAUCUCCCACAGAUUUGGGCCAAGACACGUCAUGUGACGUCAUCACAGCGCGUAUACAGCCAAAGCCCUCUUCGGAUUCAGCACUGAAAGAUGGAGCAGGGAGGCGUGAAGAACGGCGCGAAGAGAGAUGAGCAUUUGAUGACGCGGAGUUUCAGCGAGAGCCCAGCUGAGGGAGUUUUGCAGAACGGAGCACGCGACACCAUGUCAUUUGCCCCGACUACUGUAGUGCCUCCUGUCAGCCCCCUGUUGCAGCCCGUGACUGGAGAUCUCCCCAACGGCGUGAACAACACGCCCUCUCCAGAGGAUAUCACCAUCAAUUUACCAUCCCCUCUGGAGCUCUUUGUGGAGGACCCUGACCUGAAAAUGGUUGGGAAGGACUUGAGGUCUCAGCAGUCCUUUCAGCAGCAGUCCUCCCUUGAGCUCUACAGCUUGGGGGAUAAUUUCUCACGUCUGGAGGCCAGCAUUGCUGAUCUCAACAGCUCCUUAACGUCCGUGGACUCUUUAAUCGGAGGAGGGGACCCUACUCUGUUCCCACUGAAAAACGAGGACUUCUCACCAAUGGGGAAAGGGGAAAUGGAUCUAGAUCAAGAUCCUUUCGGGAAAGACGUGGACGGCAGUAAUCCGAAGCUCUUCGGCGAGAACACCAUGGACCUCCUGGAAGAGUUCGACUUGCCCGAGUCGCCCACAGAUCUAUACUUGGGAGACGACGAGUUCCCGCCGAUAGCAGACGACGCUCUGCUAGGAGUCAUGGUUUCCGACAAGGACUCCAAGUCUGUGGACUCGCUGAGCACCAGCACCAUCGCCAACGUCAACGGCGGCGCCAGCUCGACUCCUUCCAGUGUGUCCACAAGCAGCCCAGUCUUGGUGAUCAAGCAAGAGAAGGAGCCCAUGAUCCAGCUGUGCACUCCGGGCGUGAUCAAGCAGGAGAACGCCAGCGGGAGGAGCUUCUGUCAGAUGACCGCAGACCUGCCGAGCCCAGUCAGGAACGUUUCCAUUGCCAUCUGUGGCGUCAGCACGUCCAGCGGCCAGAGCUACCACUUCGGAAGCCCUGUAUCCAGCGGCAGCCAGCAGAAAGAUCAGAAACCUGUUUUUAACGUGUACACACCGCAGCCGACGGGCAACGAGUGGGGCCAGGGAUUCGGAAACGCAAGUGCGAUGCAACAGAGAGCCAGCAACAGCUUCACCGCCACCCAGAGCUUCAGCACCAACUACACCGGCUCGACUGCCAGGCCCGAGGCCAACACCGCCACAUCCUCGGCCACAGGGAAGGCCAGCGGCACACACAAAAUCUGCCUGGUGUGUUCAGAUGAUGCAUCAGGCUGCCACUACGGAGUUCUCACCUGCGGCAGCUGCAAGGUCUUCUUCAAAAGAGCCGUGGAAGGGCAACACAAUUAUCUGUGCGCCGGGCGAAACGACUGCAUCAUCGACAAAAUCCGCAGGAAGAACUGUCCCGCGUGCCGUUUCCGCAAGUGCCUCAUGGCCGGCAUGAACCUGGACGCACGUAAAUCCAAGAAGCUGAAGAUGAAAGGUGUACAGCAGACGAACACGGCCGAGGUAACUCCUCCUCCGGCGCCCGAGGCGCGCUCGCUGGUGCCCAAAGCCAUGCCGCAGCUGGUGCCCACCAUGCUGUCACUGCUCAAAGCCAUCGAGCCCGAGACCAUUUACGCCGGCUACGACAGCACAGUCACAGACACCUCCACGCGGCUCAUGACCACCCUGAACAGACUGGGAGGGCGCCAGUUCGUCUCCGCUGUCAAGUGGGCCAAAGCUCUGCCCGGUUUCCGAAACCUUCACCUGGAUGAUCAGAUGACUCUGCUGCAGUCCUCCUGGCUCUUCCUCAUGUCGUUCGGUUUGGGCUGGAGAUCUUACCAGCAGUGUAACGGCAGCAUGCUGUGUUUCGCCCCAGACCUGGUGAUCAAUGAGGAGAGGAUGAAAAUGCCCUACAUGGGAGACCAGUGUGCCCAGAUGCUGAAGAUUUCCAAUGAGUUUGGGAGACUGCAGGUGUCGAAUGAGGAGUACCUGUGCAUGAAGGUGCUUCUGCUGCUCAGCACAGUGCCAAAGGACGGUCUGAAGAGCCAGGCUGUGUUCGAUGAGAUCAGGAUGUCGUACAUUAAAGAACUGGGAAAAGCCAUCGUGAGGAGGGAAGAGAACUCCAGCCAGAACUGGCAACGAUUCUACCAGCUCACUAAGCUACUGGACUCCAUGCACGAUAUGGUGGGUGGACUGAUGAACUUCUGCUUCUACACGUUUGUGAAUAAGUCUCUGAGCGUGGAGUUCCCCGAGAUGCUCGCCGAGGUCAUCAGCAACCAACUACCAAAAAUCAAAGCCGGGAGCGUCAAGCCGCUGCUCUUUCACCAGAAAUGAAAGGGGGAGGAAAAAACCCCCAAACUUUUUUUUUUUUUUCCAGCAGCGGGACAACAUGCCUUAAAGCUACACCACAUCACCAAGCGUUCCUCGCGAACCACCCAGAGGGACGGAGAGACACGGGGGCAGUGGAUGAAGGGCUCGUGAGGGGAAGAGACAUGGUGUCGGGGAUGGAUGGGGAACAGUAUGCAACAGAUCCAGCACAGAACAACGACGGACAAGUUUAAAGACGGGUAAACGACAGAAAACUAGACAGUGACUACGGUCAGAAUAAUAGUGUAGUGGAUGAAAAAAAAAAAACAAACAAAAAAAAAACAACUUAUAUUAUAAAUGUUGUCUCAGGUGUUUGAUUCUCAACAUUACAAUAAGUAGUAAAGCUAUCUCUACACAACGUCUGAUUUAUAUAUUUUUUUUGUUUAUUUUUUGAGCAAAAGCGAUGCCAUAGCGCACACUGUCGAUGCUCAGUCCGCUCGAUUUUCACAUCAUUUUCUGUCCAAACAAAUACAGAUUUAUUACGUCAUCUGAUAUGCAUCUUGUCUGAAUGAAUCAUUUCAGUAAUGUGUACAGCGAUAUAGCUUUGACGUUGCUUGAAAUUAGAGAAGUUGAGUACUUACACAAGACAUAUCUUUUUUUUGUUUUGUUUUGUUGUUUUUUUUUUUUGUUUUUUUUUCUAUUGUAAUGCUCACGAUUUGCUAACCGCUUUACUGAAUCUCACAAUUAUACGAUUAUAGCAAAAAGGGAAAAUAUGUGCCUUUUUUUGAGCUUGGUCCCAUUUUAGCCGUUCUUUUCUGUAACAGUGCGUACCCAGCGUUCUGCAUCCAUCAUGUUCGAUAUUAUAUUUGAUUGUAUUUUUAUACCCACUUGCACUGGCGGUUUUAUUUUCCUUUGAACCCGACACGGCCGUAUUUCAGUUCCUGGCAGCUCCGUGAUGAUAUAGCGUGAACUAACGUAAAUCUUUAUCGGUAUGGACAUUUAGGAGUCUGAUCCGCAAGUCACAUCUUUCCCACGUCGGCCCGUCGGACGCGACUAAAAUGCAAUUUUAAGCACUUUUUUUCCACUCCUUUUAAACGCUUUAAAAGACAGGAAAGACGGCAGGUUUGUGUGCGAGCGGUGGAGCUUGUGUGUUUAAGUGUUUGCCACGUUGGAUUUGUUUUCGUGGUUUGUCGACCGGUGUAGGAAUGAAUUCAUGCAAUGUGAAUCGCGCUUAUGAUUUCUGUUCAUCUUUUGGUCCUUUUUGUUUUUGUGUUGUCGUUGCUGAUUUUACGGAGGAAAAGCCAAUCAUACAAACGAAACAGUACAGACUUUCACUCAUGAAUAAUGAACGAACCAUCCCGCAUAUACAGACCGCCUCACUGAACGGUAGUGAAUGAAAUACAGUACAAUCAUUAUAGAGCUCUCUCGCGCGCUCUCUCUCUCAGUCUCACACACACACACACACACACACACACGCAGUACGCGUCUCAGCUUAAUGCCGUUGUUCCUUAGCCGCUCGUGUAUGUUAUCCUCGCUCUGCUGUUUAAUCAGUCUAACUAACACUUGUGGUUAUAACCUUACUCAGUCCAUUUCUCAGAUAACGAGCAACGUGCUAGCCUCAUACUCACUUCUCGGGGAAUUUCUACAAGCCUGUAUUUGUUGUAUUCUACUCUUUCUGUGCCAAAAUGUGUAUUACUUCCUGAUUUCUCGACACGUAAAACUGUGCUUGUCUUAACAGUUGUCAAGAGUUCUGCUGAGCAGGAAAUGGAGAAAAAGGAAAAGGAAAAAAAAAAAAAGAUGGAAUAUUUUCAUUUUCCUCUGUUAAAGCUUAUUACAUGUUUAAUACAUGAAUAAAAAGACCCGAUUAUACCUAGUGUCCCUUUGUUCACCGAGUUCUCUGGGAUCAGCAGCAGCCAGCUAUGAGAAAUCAAAGCUAUGAGCCAUUUAAGCUGUAGCUGUUUCUCCAGAGAUGGAGAAACGGAACGCUUCGGGCAGCGGGACAACACGCCUCGGAGCUACACGAUAUCGCCAAGUGUUCCUCGUAGUGAAGGGGAUUAUGGUUUUACGGAAUGAAUUUUUCAGCUGUCGAACGCAUCGUUGAUGAGAGAGGUCCGACUGGUUUGAGCUGACGGGAGGCGACGGGAACUCGAGUCACCGUGCUUUUACAACCACGGUGAGCAGAAAAGCAUGUCAGAAUGCACAACGUGCGGCCGUCGUAGCCCAUCCGCUUCAGUGUCCGACUUCAGCCGCGAGACCACAUCGGGUUCCGCUCCCGUCAGCCAAGAACUGGAAAAUUGCUAAAAAGUUUGAACAUUUCCCCCCACCUUUUUCUAGCGUCCUGUGUAAUCCGUCUGCCAAAAAUUCAAUACGUCGGACGUCAUCGAUCUAUCUAGAACGGUGGUGCCAUCAAAUUACCGGUUUGAAUGACACCGGCCCGACUGAUACGCAGGUACAGGUUGGUUUGUACCGCAAGCUUCUUUUUGUGUGAUUGCAGCCAUACUGGACGUGUUAUUUACACCAGGUUUUAAGAGUCCUUUCAAAAUCUGUUGGAAACAUCCUCCUGUCGAUCACCUUCUGGUUUAUGGGUCUCUCUCUAGCGCCAUUUUGAAAUUCACCGGUCCAAAAAUUCCGGGGUGCGACUUUAGCCAAAAAAUGUAUCUUUUCGUAACGUUUAUUUACAAAAAGCACUUUCUAUGAUCAUCCCUUACACAACAUGUGGUUUUGUUUGGUUUGUUUGUUGUUGUUGUUUUUUUUUUUUUUUACUGUUGGAACUACGAGCCAGUGUUUUAAAGCCUUAAUUCCAGUAAACCUUCCAGGUUAAUAGAUCGAUCACUGGAUCAGAUUUAGUGACCUGCAGGGGUUGCUGGAAUUAAGGCUUGGAAACACUUGCUUGUAGUUCCAACAGUGUUUUAAUGCCUUAAUACCAGUAAGUCCUGCAGGUCACUAAAUCUCUCACUGGAUCGGAUGUUUUUUGGUUUUUGUAAUAAACACGUUAAAUUACUUCAUCAGUCAUUCAUUUGUUUGAAGCUUUUCAGUAGCUGACAAAAAUGAUAGAUUAUAAAAGAAAAGUCAGUGUUUGUCAGGCUGUAAUUAAACGCCUUCCAAAGAGA
Ictalurus punctatus (channel catfish) is the source of this 5837-nucleotide messenger RNA. RefSeq names its product nuclear receptor subfamily 3, group C, member 1 (glucocorticoid receptor) (gene nr3c1). Gene Ontology annotation, cellular component: nucleus. Gene Ontology annotation, biological process: regulation of DNA-templated transcription; nuclear receptor-mediated glucocorticoid signaling pathway. Gene Ontology annotation, molecular function: sequence-specific DNA binding; steroid binding; zinc ion binding. The transcript has 10 exons. The coding region runs from base 481 to 2754 and encodes 757 amino acids. The record is from RefSeq and is a predicted model, not a curated record. Lineage: Eukaryota; Metazoa; Chordata; Actinopteri; Siluriformes; Ictaluridae.